AUGGUGCUGCUGCUGGUCAUCCUCAUCCCGGUGCUGGUGAGCUCGGCCGGCACGUCGGCGCACUACGAGAUGCUGGGCACCUGCCGCAUGGUCUGCGACCCCUAUGGGGGCACGAAGGCGCCCAGCACUGCCGCCACGCCCGACCGCGGCCUCAUGCAGUCCCUGCCCACCUUCAUCCAGGGCCCCAAAGGCGAGGCCGGCAGGCCGGGGAAGGCGGGCCCGCGUGGGCCCCCCGGCGAGCCUGGGCCGCCGGGUCCCGUGGGCCCUCCGGGCGAGAAGGGCGAGCCCGGCCGCCAAGGCCUGCCGGGCCCGCCCGGGGCGCCCGGCCUGAAUGCGGCCGGGGCCAUCAGUGCCGCCACCUAUAGCACGGUGCCCAAGAUCGCCUUCUACGCCGGCCUCAAGCGGCAGCACGAAGGCUACGAGGUGCUCAAGUUCGACGACGUGGUCACCAACCUCGGUAACCACUACGAUCCCACCACGGGCAAGUUCACCUGCUCUAUCCCGGGCAUCUACUUCUUCACCUACCACGUCCUGAUGCGCGGAGGGGACGGCACCAGCAUGUGGGCUGAUCUCUGCAAAAACAACCAGGUGCGAGCCAGCGCCAUUGCCCAAGACGCUGAUCAGAAUUACGACUAUGCCAGUAACAGUGUGGUUCUUCAUUUGGAGCCAGGAGACGAAGUCUACAUCAAAUUAGAUGGCGGCAAAGCCCACGGAGGAAAUAACAACAAAUACAGCACAUUUUCUGGAUUUAUUAUUUACGCUGACUGAUCAUGCAGAAACUAAGCUUAUUAUUCUGAGUUUGAACGCUGGAUUCGUAUGGCUAACGUCUGUGAAUCAAGGAUCCCAGGGGAUGCCGGUUGCGGGGCACCUCAGUUGUGUAUAUGUGGGGAAUUCAAAUGCUACCUGACUCACAUCUGUAUACGCAGAAACAUUAUGUAAAAAAAAAAAAAAAAAAAAAAAAAAUUAAAAGCAAGAUAAGCAGAUGUGUUAUCCACUACCGCCAAAGCAAAUACUCCUCCUUAUCGUUAGUGUCCAUGUGAAUGAAGUCCUAUAUAGAUCACAAAUUUUUAUAGAAAAAUCUAAGACACUGAAUUAUUUCUCCAAUAUAUCUGAACUUUGGUGUACUGUGAUCUUGCUGCUUUUAUCCAUAUGUCAGCUUUGGUUCUUGUGAGUUUACCUGCUUAUUAUGAUACCUGGAGUCCAUUCAUAGUGUGGGGAGAAUUAUAUUACCCUGCAGGAGAAGGUCUGAUUGAAACAAUGCUGCUUGUC
Messenger RNA from Enhydra lutris kenyoni (northern sea otter), 1269 nucleotides. Its product is annotated as complement C1q like 3. NCBI's taxonomy places the organism in Eukaryota, Metazoa, Chordata, Mammalia, Carnivora, Mustelidae. The coding region runs from base 1 to 768 and encodes 255 amino acids. The transcript is spliced from 2 exons. The record is from RefSeq and is a predicted model, not a curated record. Gene Ontology annotation, molecular function: protein binding.